Messenger RNA from Anopheles funestus (African malaria mosquito), 5592 nucleotides. RefSeq names its product alpha-tocopherol transfer protein-like. Gene Ontology annotation, molecular function: phosphatidylinositol bisphosphate binding. Lineage: Eukaryota; Metazoa; Arthropoda; Insecta; Diptera; Culicidae. The coding region runs from base 528 to 1517 and encodes 329 amino acids. The transcript is spliced from 2 exons. The record is from RefSeq and is a predicted model, not a curated record. Gene Ontology annotation, cellular component: membrane.
AAGUUUACCGAGCACGGCCUUAGACAGUUCAAAGCCAACAUUGGUCUCAUGGCUACGUAAAAUGAGUACGUCACACUUGUUCAAGAAACAUCUCAACCACGCAAUAUAAAACAUUUGUCCUUACCAAGUACCAAAUUACGUCAGUAAGAGAUAUUGCUCUUGCCACUUUUUCCCCCUGCAUGCAAACAUGAAUGAACUAAAGGCACCGAAAGAGCUAUCUUAACCAUACGCACAAAAAAAUAUAUCAAGUAGCGUGGAAGUUUUCAUCGUGAAACUUGAGGACAAGAUCGUAAUCAGAUUUUUUUUUGUUCACCAAACUGUUACUCGUCAUUUAAAACACGGUUUAAUCUGUUUCAUCAUAGCACAUUACAGAGGUAAAAGCUAUAUUAAUCCAUCGUCUAAUGACAAUUUGCUCUUAGUAUAUUUUUGAACUGCCAGUGGUAUAGAAGACUAAUUCUCGAGUCGUUCUCAAAGUGUCAUAUUUGUGUAUACGUAGCUUCAGUUUAUAUUUAAUAAUUCGCACCGGCAUGACACCUAAACCGUUGUCUUUACCGUGCCUGGAAAAGUCUCCAGAGGUCUACGAUGAUGAGUACGAAAAUCCCCAAGGUCCUGAAACAAUCGACAAAACGCUGGAAACAAUUCGUGAGGAUCCUUCAAUUGUGAAACAAAAUCUAGCUCAGCUGCGCGAGUGGAUCGCAAAGCAUCCACACAUUCGGCAGUGCCGUACGGAUGCUCGCUUUCUGUUGCGUUUUCUACGCGCUAGGAAACACUCCUUCCUCGGUGCAUCGCAGGUGCUCGAGCGUUAUUUAGCAGCUAGAAUUAUUCAUCCAGCCUGGUUUCAACGCUUGGACAUCCACGAUCCGGAGCUGGCAGAUCUAACCGAUAUCGGAUUUCUGUACGCACUGAAGGAACGUACCCCAGACGGAUGUCUAGUGAGUUUGUGCGACUGGGGAUUGCUUGAUCCGAAGCGUUACACCGUCGAUCAUAGCAAUCGUAUGCAUGCAUUAUUGGCUGAGGCGUACAGUGAGGAUGCACUGUUCCAGUGUGCUGGUGCGGUGGCUAUCUUUGACCUGCAGCAUUUGCAGCUAGCCCAUCACAGCAUAGUGUCGCUGAGCGUGUUACGGCAGGUGGCGCACUAUGUUAACAACGCCGUACCGUUACGCUGUCAAGUGAUCUACGCUGUUAACGUACCGACUGGUGCACUGUGGAUUGUAAAUGGUUUGUUGGGAUUUUUGAACGAAAAGAUCCGCAACCGUUGCAGUUUGUUUCGUAAUUAUGAUGAACUAGCGGAAAAGAUUGAUCGAAACUUGCUGCCAAAGGAAUACGGUGGUAAGGAACCGAUAAGCGAGCAUAUUCGGGUAUUUCGCGAGCAGUGUGAGCGUUACCGGGAGCGCAUGUUAACGUUAGACGAAAUGGAGAUCGACCUUGAUCAUGAUGAACCUUACUCACGGCACGCUAUGUUGGAUGAUAUCGAGGGUGGAGCAGUUGGAAGCUUCCGUAAGCUGGAGCUCGAUUAAAUUAAUGGUCCCAAAUGUCUCCAAAAAAGACAGGUUUUACAGACACAAAAAACUGGCGUAAAUCUCUUUUUACUUUAAAUAUAAAUUUCAAUCCUUUACGCAUUCAAGCACACUGAAUUAGUAAUAGCGUAUUACUCCAAACUGAAUUGAACCAUAACAGCAUUUAAAAUUUAAUCUAUUUUAAACAGCCUACAUUCAUAAUCUUUCCUUUUCGUCCGUUAUACACCUCCUCAAAUGGCGCGUUCACAACCGUAUGCGGGUUUACAACUCAAUCUUCUGUGUAACCUACACCCACCAUAAUUGGAAUAUGAUACGGCAAAUUAGUGUUUGAGUACGUCCCGCAUUUCGUACGAACGAGGUGAAACGAGAAAGUAGGGAUUUAAGAAAAAAAAACAUAAGCUCCAACAUAAAAUAUACACACCGCUAUAAGAGGGAUUGUGGGCAGCUUUGAUAUUUCAGUUAGCACCCUAACCAGCAGCAGAUCUGGUUCCAAUCGUCAAAAAAGACAGCUUCAAACAACAGGUUUCUCAGCUAUCAUCUCGCGACCUAAAGCUCGCUCAAGGGGAAGACUAUAACCUUGUAAGCAACCGUUACUAAAAACAUAAGGUCAGCUGCUUGAAGUGUGCUACAGCACAAGCUUGUGUGGUUGAAGAAAAAAAAAUCCAACCCGUAUAUAAAAGCCGUAAAAAAGAGAACUAUUUGGCGCACAUAAAAAGGACGAUGAGCUAGUUUAGAUCAGAGCGGAUUUGUAGAACACGACAAGCAAAAACCAUCCAAGAACGUUACUGCAAAACAGGGACACUAAAUCAGCGCACGAUAUAAACCGGAGCGAUGAUUGUGGUCUUAAAAUAAAGUACCAGUGCGCUACAACGUAACUAGCACACACGAACAUAUCGCGUGUCAAAAAACAGGAAUGAAUGCCUCGAGAAAGGACACGUUUCAAAUAAGUACAUCGAAGUAAGGAUAAAAAAACGGCUGGUCUUGAUAUGUGGUUUUAAAUUUUAAUAAAACAAACAAGAAAAUGGAGAACUAAACUUGAUUUUUUUUUAUUUUUACAACCCGAACAAAUAGGAGAAAAUUUAACUAAGAAUAAUUUUUAAAUUUGUUAAUUGUGGCAAUAAUUUAUUAAUUUUUUAAAGCUUUUAGGGUGUCUUUACAUAACAAGCGCAUUAUAAAAUCUAUGUUUUUAAAAUUUGAAUUCCAAUAAACAAUAGGGUUCUUAUUAAUUGGUGUUUACUUAGGCUGGUGGCAUUGCUCAGUCGUACAUGAUUUUUUUCAAAAUUUUGUAUGGGUUUUAACAGCAGCCAAAAUUGUCAUCCGAUUUUAUCUGUCAGAUCCCUGACGACUGUACGACUGUCGGAGCACUGCCACCAGCCUUAGUCUAUCCUAUUUUGAAUACUGCAAAAAUCCUAGUACUACGGGCAAACACAACAGCAAUGAUCGUAUGACACCAUAAGUCAUUCUUCGGCGUAGUGGGUUCGCUUGCAAGGGUUUGGUUCCUCCUCCUCCCAUCUCUUCUUUGGAUAAGAAUAUUUCGGCAUAGUUCAAUACUCAAACUCAAAACACUUUCUACAGGAAGUGUCUCUCUUUUCCAUCUUAUGAUAAAUUUUAAAUUCAUAAUUUUUUAGGUCAAGAUAUAAUCAUUGACCUUAUCCUUUGUGUAUUAUUGCCCAUUGUGCAGAUGUAGCAUUUUCUUUUUUUCGCUGAAGAACAGCUGACCUAUGCAUCGAAUGGGUUGACAUUUUUCUUUUUGGUUGUAUUAAAAUUAUUCAAAUUUCAUAACUGAUCAUUAAACCGGCAGUAGGUAGAUGACAUUUAGAGUAACUAAUUUAAAAAGAAUUAUUUCUUAUCUUCAAUAUUCAAAAACUUAAAUAGUAAAAUAGUUAUUGGUGUAAGAACGAUCCUUUAAACACUCAGAAGCAAUGUAAACAAGUAAAAUUAGCUUUAAAUUUAGGAUUUUUUCUACCAACUACUACUAUUCCUAUGGGAGUUCCAGAACGUAUCCUACACAUACCAUAAACGGUAAAUUCCUUCCUUUCAUUCUUCACAAACUUAUGACACAGCUAUGAUAGUCCAGCACUCCUAGAGCGAACGUCAAGAAGCGUCAAGAUUGAUACCGGGCACGGAUUUUGAUGCUAGGUUGAUGUACAAAUGUGUGACAUUUUACGGUGGAGUAAAAACUAAAUAAAUAUUCCCACACAUAGCAAAUGGUGCAACGCGAAUAGCAUACGAUUUUCCGUUCGUGUUUUGCACCAUGCAGAAGAGUACACAGCACCCAAGGCCACUGUAAUACAUGUAAGGAAAUGCUUUCUCACCGGAAAGUUGUUUUUUUUUGGUGCAGCAGACUCUUGCGUGUUGGAGAGACGAAACGAGCAAAACGAACGAAAAGAAUUGUCAUUUGAGUUGAGUGCAGCCUUUUUUCCUGCGAUGAGGGAAAGGCAAUAGGUGUGGCGAGAAGAGGAAUAAAUAUGGCCUCAUAAAUGAAAUCCAAUCUUCAUGAUUUACUUUUGUACUUCACUCAUCAUUGGAGCGCUGUUUGAGCGAAGGAUGUAGAAGGCAAUCCAUGCUCCCGUGUCAUAUGCUGCAAGCAUAUUGCAUACCAGCGGUCUAGCUGCAGCUGCUACACCAUCAUAUUCCAGUGCCACCCCGUCCAAACCGAUCGUACAACCCCAAAACCCACACGGUACGACGUGUGACAUGAUGUUUGCCGAUUUGAUUGGGACAUACUGCUGCUUCGUACGGUUCCACUCGGUUCUCAAUGAGGUUGUGUUUGACGAACAUUAUGCAGAGAGUUCUGAUGCCUGCAAAAAGGGGUCCGAAUACUAUAUCGCCAUUCGGUACCAUGGCUUAAGCGAUUGAAAGGGCAAACCAGACGGGCAGAAUAUUUCUGUGCAUGUAAAUAGAGUAAGAAAAAUGGUCCGUUUUCCAACUGUUAAACAUUUUUUUUUUUUGAACGCCCGUUUGUCCAAACAUCGUCUACCAUUCGUUCUGGUAUGAGAGGUUUUUUUCCUUCUCCGAUAUGUAGAUUUUCAGCAGCAUUUUAAUACUACCAAGCUCCCUCUCCAUUUGCUUACCCCAUGUGUUAACAAAUCGCUACGACGAUACACCCGCGCGGCGUGAGCUUGUAUGAAGAGGCGAGCAAAUAAUCGCAGGAGGAAGAAUUUAAAAUAAUCACUAUGAACCACUUGACAACGCACGCAAACCGGGAACGGAAGGGUCUCAUCAACGUUGAUGGAUUUUUUUGUUGCUUGACGAACGAACAGGGGACACAUCAGCACCAAGGCGCGCUAACAAUUAGAUGAGUAAAUUGCAACGGGGGAAAAGGUUUAUUGUACCAACAAGGACGACACGAUACUCUGACAAAUGUGCUGCAAGGAAUAUUAAAUAAUCCUGCGUAAUGUAAUUGAUAGAGAAAAAAAACAUAGUCUUUAAAAAUAAAUAAUGAUUUAUAAAAACUUGGAUAGAAACUGAGAUAUGGAUUGCCUGUUCUUAUGCAACCCACGAUACAUGGAGCAUAAAAUAAGUAAAAAAAAAAAGAUGAACGGGUGAUCAAGAUAAAAAUUUAAAUAAUAGCAUACAAAGCACGACGAAUAGGAAAUUAACAUGUUCCCUUGGUUGCGGUAAUAGAUAUUCCAAUAUAAUUUAAAUUAAUAUAACUAUUAAUCUAACUGUUCAUACACAUUUUUUUAUUCAUGUAGAACAGCCUGGCUGUAGUGAUAUACACACAAUAUUAAUCAUGCCAUUUAUUGAUCGAUUUUCUCAUCCUAUUUUUGAUAUUAGUUACUAUAUUUCGUACAAUGUUAUAAGUAUUUUGAUAUUUUUAAUUAUUAUUAACUAUUUAGACAUCGAAUUUAUUUAUGACCAAUCAUCGUUAUGAUUCUCAUUGUGCGGCAAUUAUCAAAAAAAAUGGGUGGAAUUUUUAUAAUUUCGUUUUUCCUAAUGCCAAAAAUUGUACACAACUAAAAUAAGCCAAAAUUAAUAUAAAACUGUGGAGUUUUAAAUGGAAAAUGCUAUAGUGAAAUGCCCUUUUAUUCUAAUAUGACCGACCUCAGCCCAAUAACCAAAAAACAUGAAU